This is a messenger RNA of Dioscorea cayenensis subsp. rotundata (Guinea yam), 1377 nucleotides long. RefSeq names its product disease resistance RPP13-like protein 4. Gene Ontology annotation, biological process: defense response to other organism. The record is from RefSeq and is a predicted model, not a curated record. Lineage: Eukaryota; Viridiplantae; Streptophyta; Magnoliopsida; Dioscoreales; Dioscoreaceae. Bases 1 to 1377 code for a protein of 458 amino acids. The transcript has 2 exons. Gene Ontology annotation, molecular function: ADP binding.
AUGGCGAUGAUUGUGGAUGCUUUUGCUGGAAAGCUGGUGGAGAGGCUCACAAAUGUCAUUGAAGAGAAGGCCAUCAUGGUGUUAGGAGUCAAAGAUGAGCUCCAAAGGCUCCGGAGAAGGAUGAAGAGGCUCGCACUUGUGCUCAAGGAUGCUGAGAGAAGGAGGAUCCAAGACGAGGCUGUCAAAGGUUGGGUGGAUGAGCUGAAAGAUGUCAUGUAUGACGCCGAAGACAUCAUUGAUCUUUGCAUGAUACAGGGCAUGGGGCUGUUGCAAGAUGAUCAUCAUUCUCCGGCUGAGUCAUCAAGUAGUACUGCUUCGAAACGGGUACGCUGCUAUAACUUUCCUCUGCUCUCUUGUGUGCGCAGUGUGCCAUUUCGGUAUGAGAUUUCUGAUAAAAUUAAGAAUCUCAAUGUUAAGUUAGAAGAGAUAUCUGAGGACAAGGACAAGUUUAACUUCAUAAAUUCUUCUUCUAACUCAGGUGAUGCAUAUGUUGUGAAUCAACCUUCUUCUCAUCAGAGUUCCUCCUUACCUGAACCUGACAUUGUGGGGUGGGAUAUCAGAGAUGCAACCAAUAGUCUUGUUGAAUUAUUGGUCUCUCCUCAUGAACAGAAAUGCCGUCUUUUUGCCAUUGUCGAUGUAUGGAUUGAAUUAAUUAAAAGUCUGAUACAAAUAGCAACAACAAAAUGUAGAGUUUUGGUUACCACAAGAGACAGAAAUAUUGCUAUGAAAAUGAGGGCAGUUCAUAUCCACAAUGCCAGUAAAUUGUCUUCGGACUUUGGUUGGGAAUUACUCUGUAAGAAUGUUUUCACAAACAAUGAGGUAAGCGAUAUGCAAAGAAUGAAGGACAUUGGGAUGCAAAUCAUUGAGAAAUGCGAUGGUCUUCCAAUCUCAAGCAAAGCUAUUGCCGGUGUUCUACUAACAAAAGACCGAAAUAAGAGAGAAUGGGAGAAUGUUCUUCACAACGAUGCAUGGACUAUUACUGGACUUCCCAAAGAGCUCCGUGGAGCAUUAUAUUUGAGCUAUAAAGAUUUACCUUCUGCUCUUAAACAAUGUUUCCUAUAUUGUUCUCUUAAGCCAAAAAAUUGUGAAUUUGAUUAUUAUGAACUUGUUCCUGAAUGGAUUGCAGAAGGUUAUAUAAAAGCUAGUGGAAAUUCAUCAAUGGAGGAUGUUGCUAAAGACUAUUACAUGGAAUUAAUUAAGAGGAGUUUCUUACAACCUAAUCCAGAUUAUGUUGAUAUGUCCACAUGCACAGUGCAUGAUUUGUUGAGAGGUCUUGCUCAGGCUUUAGCAGGCGAUGAAAACUUUAUAGGAGAUCCACAAGAUGCACAAAAAACUGAUUCAAUUAAAAUAGGUACGUCGUCUGACAGUGUCAAGUGA